This is a messenger RNA of Morone saxatilis (striped sea-bass), 3849 nucleotides long. Its product is annotated as pannexin-1-like. The transcript has 8 exons. Gene Ontology annotation, biological process: monoatomic cation transport; positive regulation of interleukin-1 production. NCBI's taxonomy places the organism in Eukaryota, Metazoa, Chordata, Actinopteri, Moronidae. The coding region runs from base 185 to 1522 and encodes 445 amino acids. Gene Ontology annotation, molecular function: channel activity. The record is from RefSeq and is a predicted model, not a curated record.
AGUCGAAAGUGGUGUUUGUAGUUUCAUCUGUUGAAUGUCUGCUCCGCCACAUCAUUCAGCGCCAGGCCUGGAAAACACCUACAAGUUACCUGUUUACAGCCAUGACACGUCAAUAGUAGCGGGAGAAAGACCGGAAGGUCGGGAGUUGUUCUUUAUGUGCUGCAGGUAACAGAAGAGCGGAGAGAUGGCCAUCGCCCACGUGGCUACAGAGUAUGUGUUCAGCGACUUUCUGCUGAAGGACCAGAGCCAGACUCGAUACCGCAGCGUCCGAACUGAGCUGGCUGUGGACAAGAUGGUGACCUGUGUGGCAGUGGGCCUGCCGCUGCUCCUCAUCUCUCUGGCCUUCGCUCAAGAAGUUUCAGUUGGUGCUCAGAUCAGCUGUUUUGCUCCUUCUAACUUCUCCUGGAGGCAGGCAGCUUAUGUGGACUCAUACUGCUGGGCAGCCGUACAUACACACACUCUACCUCUGUGGCUGCACAAGUUCUUUCCCUACAUUUUGUUGCUGGUGGCGGUGAUGAUGUACACCCCGGCGUUGUUCUGGAGAUUUUCUGCGGCGCCCCUCCUGCAGUCGGACCUCAGCUUCAUCAUGGAGGAGUUGGACCGGUGUUAUAACCGUGCUGUCACUCUGGCCAAACGCAUGGCCACCUCAGGACUGCUCACCUCUGACAGCGACCCUACCGAGGGCUGUUUCAAUUACCCGCUGGUGGAGAAGUUUCUGAUGACUAAGCGUUGCUCGCGGGUGCUGCUGUUUUACUACCUGCUGUGUCGCGGCCUCACUCUGAUCACCUUGGUGUGUGCCUGCGUCUACCUGGGCUACUACCUCCGCCUGGCCUCUGUCACGGACGAGUUUGGCUGCUCGCUGCGUGUCGGCCUGCUCGCCUCCGACCCGAGCGUCCCCGACAAGGUGCAGUGCAAGCUCAUCGCUGUGGGAGUCUUCUCUCUGCUGAGCCUUGUGAACUUGGUCGUGUUCAUCUCACUGGUUCCUGUGGUGAUCUACGCCAGUCUCCGUCCCCUCUUGUGCCAUGGAUACGCCCACUUCCUGGAAACCUACCAGUCACUGCCCACCGUGGGUGUACUGCCCUCCCCCGCUGGCAAAUGGGAUGAUCUCUCUCUGUAUCUGCUCUUCCUGGAGGAGAAUGUCAGCGAACUGAAGUCCUACAAGUACAUCAAGGUGUUGGAGUGGUUGAGGAAACGAGGUGACUGCUCCGGAGAAAACUUUGACGCCAUAGGUCUGCUGCAGACUCUCUGUCUGGUGAAGAUGGACAGUGUUGACGGGAAUAAACUUGCCGGUGCCGCAGGGAAACAAGAUCAAGUAAAAACGACUGACUCUGACUCUGCCAGCAGCCCCACGCUGACAAACGCUGGAGCAAAUAACAGCUGCAACCGUCCAAACUCAGCGGCUGAUAACGGCAGCAAGAUGGAGACCGAGAUGAAAGAGCUCACUCCCUUGCUGCCAGGAAACAGCGACACAACAGAAGGUAAAAAUAGCGAGGGAGGGAUUCUCCGGCAGCGGGCAAUGUGAUUAGCUGCUGGCACACCUAUGGAGACCUGGACAGAGGAGUUAUUGUGGGGGUGGGGGAACUUCACUACAUCCACAACUCAUGACCUUCCUGUCCUGAUGGAGGGAUAUAAGGUGUAGCACCAUCGCAGGUGUCAUCAAAGUUCAAACUCAACUUCUCUGAAUCGACGUGGGAUUCACAAAUCAAAGGUUGUUGGUGAUGUUCUUUGAAUGAUAUCACUGGAAGGUCUCGGUAGAGUAAAAGUCCCGCUGGUACAGACUUCAGUAAAUCAUUGAAUUGGUUGAACCAUUAAAGUUGAAUCCAAAUUUAUGUUCUGCCCAGCGACUUCUGGGAAAUUAUGUCAUCAGACUAGUUGAGUGUCAGCAUGUCAUCAUUAUCAGUCAUGUUUGACUAUCUGUGACUAUUUAAAGUAAAAGCAGUACAGUGAGUAUGCAGUAGGUGGUUACUGCCUAAACCAGUGGGAUAUUUAAAGUUUGGGUGCUGCGGGAGGGCGGAGUUUAACAGGUUUUCUUUUAGUCUACCCCUCAUUUAGAAAGCGCCCACCGUAUAUUAUGACAGCUUCAACUUUAAAUUCAAAUUAGAAGAUGAAAUUGUCAAAAUUGCAGUUUUCAUUAAAGCUACAGUAGGUCAUUUUUAUGAAAAUAAUUAGCUGACAUUUUUGCUGAAAGUUUCACUGUAUCCUGACAGAAAUACAUGAGAUAGAUGAUUUGUGAAAAAAUCUGGUUCAUCUGAAUGCAAGAAUCCACCGGGCAAAUGAACGAAAACAACCAACCAGAGCAGAGAAAGAUUGUUGAUUGUUGAGUUUCAUUCCCAGGGUGUCAAAUACAGACAUUUGGGACUCUGACAAUGAGACUCAACAGUCAACUAACUUAAAGUUUCCAACCCAAGGCGUCUUCGUAUCUCCCCGUGGAUUCUUGCAAAUACCAUUAGGAGCGUUGGAUCGAGCCAGAGGAACCUGUCUCAUGUACUACUGUCAGGAUAUAGUGAACAUUUCAGCCAUGAUGACAAAAAGUUAUUUUUAUAAAAGUUACCUGCAGCUUUAAAAUGAGAGGUAUUUAUCAUUGUGGGAGAAUGUAAGUUUUAUGAGAUUGUCAAUCACAUUUCAAGACAACAUCAAGUUUGUGAAGGUGAAUACUACUCAGUGAGGAAUUCAUUCUUGAUUAUUCUGUUGUUUUUUAAGUCUAGGAAGUGAUUUGACAGGGCAGCUCAAACAUUAACUUAUUGGUCAAAGAUGUCGCAGCACAGUUUUAGGUGUUAAACUCUGGUCUUUUUCAGAGGAGGGUUCUCAGUUUUUACAGCCAUUGAUGGGAUUAUACAAAAAAAUAUGUGAAUUCCUAAAUUGUUUUGGCAUUCGCUCGUAAGACCUGGAUGUGUCUCAUUCAUGUGGACUGAAGAGUUCUUUCAUGUGUUCAUUUUUAGGUUUUACACAUCAAGCUACAGCCAACAGUUCAGUACAACAGUCGUUCAUUUAAAGGAACAGUGUGUAGGAUUUACAGAUUACUUCCCCUUCCAAGUGUGUAGGAGAAACCUACACUGCCAUAGCCAUAGCCAUUGGGUUUAUCUGGGCUUCUGUGGAAACAUGGCAGUUCAACAUGGCGAUCGCCAUAGAAGAGGACCCUCUCUCUCUGUGUCUCUGUAGGUAAAAUAGCUCAUUCUAAGGUAAUGAAACCACGAGAAUUAUUGUCAGGUGAUUGUACACUAAUGGAAACAUACCUAUAGAUAUUAUAUUCCAUUACUUGUCUCCUGAAUCUUACACACUGGACCUUUUCAAGAUGACAUCUGUCUAUUUUUCGAAAACGGUAACAAGGUGCUGCUUAAUGUUUAAUAAAUGCAUAAUUUCUCCAAAAUGUCAGUAAUUUAUAGUUUGUAUAAAGUUUUUCACAUGUUUGGAUGUCUCAGCCUGGAAUUAAACUUGCUGUGUUUGCUUGGGAAUCUCAGGGAUAAAAACAUCUCACUACAUUAUUGAUUAUCAGUGUUUACUUCAGACCUGCCACUGCCUGUAUGUGUAAUGUACUGCACUGAGUUGAACAUUUGAAUUUAUUGUCUUGGAACUGCUGUGUUAAAAUCUCUUUACAUUAGUGUUGUGUGAAGUUUUCUGCUGCUGUGCAUGUGAUGACUAAAUGUUAUUGGCGGCCCAUUUCUGUGCAAUGGGGAACUUUUAUCAACGUAAAGUUUGGAAAACAAACUGCUUGUUGUCUUGUGGUGAUAAGAACAAACGUUUCUAGUGUUUUUAAAUUUCUCGACUGAUAUUUUGAUGCUUAAAACUGCCAUUGGUUAUGUUUUUGAUAUGAUGUUGGUUUUAAUUAUUUCCCAAAAAUAAAUGUAGUAA